This is a messenger RNA of Drosophila montana, 6044 nucleotides long. RefSeq names its product Myosin binding subunit (gene Mbs). Lineage: Eukaryota; Metazoa; Arthropoda; Insecta; Diptera; Drosophilidae. The transcript has 21 exons. Gene Ontology annotation, cellular component: cytoplasm. Gene Ontology annotation, molecular function: phosphatase regulator activity; protein kinase binding; enzyme inhibitor activity. The record is from RefSeq and is a predicted model, not a curated record. Bases 723 to 4898 code for a protein of 1391 amino acids.
UUGCAGUCUGUAGCAGCAGCAGCAGCAGCAGCGCGCAAAUGGAUACAAUGUUUGUUUUUAAUGUUAAGCGAAAACUUAGAAUCAAAAAAGAAGUGUGAUAAAUGCUAACACGAAAAUUGUUUUGCAAGCGUCUAAGAAAAACGGCGGAGAGAACGCGUCUGCCUGCAUGCGCGCCUCAAUGUGUGUGUGUGUUUGCGUGUUCUUGUGCUUGUGCUUGUCUGGCUGUGUCUGUGCUCCCGGGAGCGUGUGACUGUGUGUGUGUAUGUGUGCAGUGAAGUGCAAAAGAAACACGAUAAAAAAAACAACACGCCAAGCAGUUGCGCCCGUUUUAGCUGAUAAAGCGUAUAGAAAAAAGUACAACAACAACACACACAAAGCAGUAGGCACGAAACGAGUGAAAAUAGAAAAUUAAUAAUUAGAUAGAAGAAGCAGCAGCAGCAUUCACACAGGCGAUUUGUAAAUGAUCAGUGCUAAAAAAAUAAGAAAAAAAAAUUAAAUGAAAAAUUAAAAUAACAAAUCGUGCAACUUUUCCCAUAAAUAGUGCAAAUCAAAAUUCUCGGUGCAGCGGCCAAAUUUGUAUCGAUCGCACACAGCAACAAAUACAAACACAAAUACAAAUACAAAUACAAUUACAAAAGCAACAAUAACAAAUCGCACAUUAGAUUUAAACUGCAACUGUUGGCGCCUCAAGCGCCGUUAUUUAAUACCGCAAAUCCGUCAAAAUGUCAACAAUGGAGGUGCGCAACAACUCGGCCAUGAUGAAGCGUGCCGAGCAGCUGAAGCGCUGGGAGGAGUCGGACACAAAUCGCGCCGCCCCCACGCCCCGUCGCGAGGACUGCCGCAGCAUCAAGUUCAGCUCCGGCUGCGUUUUUCUCGCCGCCUGCCUCUCCGGCGACAAGGAGGAGGUCGUCCAGCUGCUCAAUCAGGGCGCCGACAUUAACACGGCCAAUGUGGAUGGCCUUACCGCUCUGCAUCAGGCCUGCAUCGAUGACAAGCUCGACAUGGUUGAGUUUUUAAUAGAGCACGGCGCCGAUAUCAAUCGUCAAGACAACGAGGGCUGGACGCCGCUGCAUGCAACCGCCUCCUGCGGCUUUGUCAGCAUAGCAUGCUAUCUGGUGGAGCAUAACGCCGAUGUGGCUGCCGUGAAUAGCGAUGGCGAUCUGGCGCUCGACUUGGCCAUCGAUGUACAGCACAUGCCCAUGAUUAACUAUAUGGAAAAGGUGGUGCAGGAGCUGAAUAUUGAUGUGGAUCAGGCACGUAGGGCCGAGGAGCAGGCCAUGCUGAAAGAUGCCAAGCGCAGCGAUGCGGCCGAAGUGGAUCAACCGCAUCCAAAAACUGGUGCAACGGCGUUGCAUGUGGCCGCCGCCAAGGGCUAUACGAAAGUGCUACGUCUAUUGCUGGCCCGUGACUGCAAUGUUGAUAGGCAGGAUAACGAUGGCUGGACACCAUUGCAUGCUGCCGCACACUGGGGCCAAAAGGAAACAGCUGAAAUGCUGGUGGAGGCAUUGGCCGAUAUGGAUAUACCCAAUUAUGCUGGCCAAUCCUGCAUCGAUGUGGCCGAUCGCAAAAUGGUCAAAUUCCUUGAAGAACUGCGCGCCAACAAGCGCAACAAACGGCGUCCAUCUAGUCAAAUCAGCAGAAUCUCAGAUGCGAUUGAAAAUCAUGUGGACAAAACACGAAUGAAACUCGUACGCGUCGAAGUGAGAACUGAUGCCGCUAAGGAUGCUGCGAGCGGUUCGCUUAACGCCAGCGAUCAAGUUGCGCUCAAUGAUGAUGUUGCUGCCACAGUUGUUACUGCUGCCCAGGAUCAUAAUGAUGUUGAUGAUGAUGAUGAUGUUGAUGUUGAAAGCGAUUCAGAGCUGAGCGAUUCGACAGAGAGCUCACACAGCACAAGUCUAUCCGAGAGCGAAGCUGAAAAUGUUAAACCCAAUCAGCAUAUACACGCUGGCGAGCACUCUGCCGAGGAGGAGGCGCCGUGGCGACGCAAAACGCUGCGCACGCCCAACGACAGUCCCACUAAGAAUCAAGUUCCUGAUAAAGAGCUGAGCGGCAAAAGCGCCAAUGAGAGCGCCAACGAUGUCAUCUUGCGGCGCACGCAAAGCUUUGAGAAUGAUCAAAAAUUCUAUCAAAAGUACAAUGAGCUGCGGGCGCGCAUAAAGGCGAACUCAUGUCCCAUACUGCCAGCGACGACGGCAAAUGCUCUGCCCGGCAAUGCUAAUAACAACAAUAACCAAAGUAGCAAUAACAACAAUAAUAACAAUAACAACAACAACAAUAACAAUAAAAGCGCGCUGCUGUUGGGAAAAACUUUGAGCACAACCAGCGUCAGCAGCAGCAGCGGCAGCAGCAGCAACAACUACAACAACACAACAACCACAACAACAUUCAACACACACACCAACAACACACCAACAACAACUGCAACAACAGCAGCUACUACAGCGAAUCCAAGUCAAAUUUAUAGCGUACAAAGAUCGGCCUCCCUCAAAGAUAACUCAGUGUAUUUCAGGAAACCAAUCGGUCCAGCUACGAUGCUGACAGCAGCGACAACAACGACUACAACAACAACAACGACGCUCAGCUCACCAUCAACAACUGUGCUUACCCCACCUAUACGCAGCAAUCCUGCCAACAACAACAACAACAACAAUGCCAGCUCUACGGCAAGCGCCAGUGCAAGUGAUGUGGAGACCCAACCUAAACCCAAGCAAUCGGCGGGCAAUAUAUUCAAGAACUUUUUCAAAUCCUUUGUGCCGCCAGUGCGCGACGAGGAGAGCGAAACGCAGCGCAAGGCGCAUGCGAAGCGAGUCCGUGAAACGCGCCGCUCCACGCAGGGCGUAACGCUCGAGGAGAUCAAGAGUGCCGAGGAGCUGGUCAAGAAGAAGAACUUGGGCAUGAACAACAACAACAACAAUAACAACAACAACAGCAGCAGCAAUGAAACAAGCUCCACAUCAAGCACCACAACAACAACAACAACAUCAACUACUGCAACAGCAACUCCAAGCACAACAACUGCAACUGCAACAGCAUCCAGCAACAGCAACGACGACAGCAACAUUGAGAGCAGCAGCAGCAGCAGCAGCCUGCAACAACAGGAAGCGCAGCCACCGCCACCGCCAACAAGCCCGCCACCAGCCAUAAUACCGAGGACAACAACCACAGCGGAUGAUUUGGAGAUAGUUGAGGCUGUGGUUGCCACACUGGCGCCAGCGGUUGUCGACAAUGCGGAUACCACCGCUAGCUUCACGCUGGCAGCACCAGCCACACGCAUAUCACACGGUGGCAAUGGCGACCUUGCAGCAUUUGUUGAUGUUGCCGACAGCGAUGCGGAUGAGGAUGAGCAGCAGACGGCGGUCAGCGCCAGCUACACGAUAGUCUCGAGGCGAGAGAAGCCCGUCGAGUCGGCGGCGGAGUCGAGCAGCCACAAACAACUAAAGACUGAUCCAGUUGCCAAGCAAGCGCACAUGUUGGACACCGAAACUGGCGGCGAGUCCAAGGCAAUGCAAGCCAGACCCACUGAACUGGCGCUGGCAGCAACAGCGCCAGCCGAAAGCAAACCAGCAACAACACCUGCCACAACGCCCAGCGCGCUGGAGAGUCCAGUGCGACUGCGGGACAAGCGCAGCCUAAGCAGCAAUGCUACUGGAGGAGGAUCUUCUCAAGAAACGGAUGCCAAGUCGGACACGGCCUCGCCGGUGGGCGCACACGCGGAUUUCAAUGCGCGCGACUCUUUGCUCAGCUUGUAUGCACGUCGUACUCUGGAGAGUGGUGGUGCGGGUGGUGCAGCCGUUGCUGCUGCUGCUGGCGCUGGAGGCGCAACUGUUGCGCCAUCGACAUCGUCGUCUUCAAGCACAUCCAUAUCAGCAGCCGAGCGGCGUCCGUCUUGGCGUCUCAAGUUUGAUGCGGGCUCAAAGUUCAAGCUGGAGGACAUCACUAGCGGUGGCACCUACCCGCCCAAUCAGAGCACGAUUAUACCCAGCGCACCGGCCGUGAUGGCCGCGGUUAAUUUGGCCAGCACAACGGGCAACCCGCGUCGCAUCAGCAGUGGACCCAAUGCGCUUAACGCUUCCAAUCAAUCGCUUAACUCGGUGGGUCGUCCGGUCUCUGCGCCCAGCGAGAGCAUCAAUAACAGCGCAUAUGUGACGCCGCCGGCGCGUAGAUACGAGACAUCCACGCUGGCGACAGCUGCCUCUACAACAGCCACAACAACUGCCACGACAGCCACCAACUCCGCGUCUGCAUCCAGUGCCAACCAUGGAACGGCGACUAGCUCCACGCCCGGACAUGAUGAUAAGGAUAACGACAAGGAGAACGAUAAUCGUACACAGACUGUUAUACAACGCCGUCGCAAGCCCAAGCGCAGAUCCACGGGCGUGGUGCACAUCGAUAUGGAUGAAAUCGAUCCGGAUCGCCAACACGAUACGGCCAACAAUGACAAGGAGGAUAAAGAUAAGGAGAGCGGCAGUGAACGCACCUCACGUUCCCGCACCACGAGCACAGCGACAACGAGCACCGGCAGCGAUUCAAAGAGCUCCAGCAGCAACGACAAAGCGGAAAACGGCGAUGGCAUCGACUACAAGGCGCUCUGGGAAGCGGCCAAACUGGAGAACGACAAGCUCAAGCAAAUGCUCAAGCAGAAGGAUGACGAAGCUGUGCAGACGCGUGCGACGCUCGAGCGCUUCGCCAAUGCCACCACUAAAAAUUCACUCUCUGAGAUUGAGAAACGUGAAAGAAGAGCUAUGGAACGCAAGCUUUCCGAAUUGGAAGAAGAGCUCAAGCUAUUGCAGAAGCUAAAGACUGAGAACGACCGCCUGCGUGCCGAGAAUCGAGCCCUCACGCGUGUCGUCUCUAAGUUGACCACCUCGGCACAGAGUCAGCUGGCCAAAAGCAAAUAGGCAACAAUUUACAACAAGCAAAAGAAAUAAACAAAAAAAAAGAAUAUCUAAAUAUAUUGAAAAACAGCAUAAUCGAAUAUCGUAAUCGCAAACCGCUAUCGUAAUCGUAAUCGUUAUUGUUAUCGUUUCUUUAAAUACUCGAGCUGCAUACAAAUACUUACAUACGUACAUGCAUACCUAGUUAAAUUCUUAGACAUCGUACACCCAUCAUCUAGCCUAGAGAUAUUCAGACACCACAACUUUUAAGAUUCUUCUAUUAUCGAUAUUGUUUAUUAUCAUUAUCAUUAUUAUUAUUAUUAUGAGACAAACAACAACAAGAACAAUUUGCAUUGUUAUAUUGAGCGCAACGUGUAACAAUAAUUAAAUGUACUGUAGUUAAAUUAAGUUUAUAACUUUUGGAGGGCAACGAGCACUAAGCAGGCAAAUUUCUAUUUUUGCACCGCUGUACUAUUAGCCUAGAGCAAAAUUAUACAACACAAACACACACAUAUUAUAUUAGUCAUACGAAAUAAUACAGAAUAUAACGUUACAAGAUAUAGCACAGCAUAUGGCAACAACUAUUUAUAUAUAUACACAUAAAUAUCGUAUACAUACGUUUAAUCAAAAUCGAAAACUACAUCAAAAAUCGUAAAUCGUAAAUCGUAACUCAACGCAACUCAAGGAUAUGCCCAAAUGCUCAACAAUGCUGCCCACCACAACAACAACAACAACAACAAUUGCAGCAUCUCGGUCGUGGCACGAGCACCAAGAUCAUCAUCAGCACAGAUCUAUUAACUUGUUUCUUAUAUGCAGUGAGCUUUACGCAACUUGAUGCCUACAAGUCGGACAAUGACCGCCUGAAGGAGGAGAACGCCGCGUUGAUUAGAGUAAUUAGUAAAUUAAGUAAAUGAAAUUAUGUCGUAACUUAAAUUUACUCAAAAACAAUAACAACAACAAAAGAAAGAUAAACAAAGAAAAACAAAAUCAAGAAAGAAGAGAACAAUUUCGUUGGAGCGAUCAGUCAACCACGCGAAAUGGAUUCAACUAAAUUAUCUAAAGAAAAGUUCUGUUUAUUAUUAUUAUGAUUAUAAAGAAAAUUGAUUAUUAUUUUUGUGUGUUAAGGCAUUUAAGCGCUAGAUGAAACCAUGUUUCGAAAAUCGUUGAAAA